This is a messenger RNA of Erigeron canadensis, 3726 nucleotides long. Its product is annotated as protein ALWAYS EARLY 3. The record is from RefSeq and is a predicted model, not a curated record. Lineage: Eukaryota; Viridiplantae; Streptophyta; Magnoliopsida; Asterales; Asteraceae. Gene Ontology annotation, molecular function: DNA binding. The transcript has 20 exons. Gene Ontology annotation, cellular component: nucleoplasm; transcription repressor complex. Gene Ontology annotation, biological process: regulation of transcription by RNA polymerase II; DNA-templated transcription; regulation of cell cycle. The coding region runs from base 108 to 3521 and encodes 1137 amino acids.
GGUUGUUACCCCCAAAUCCUAUCUCAGAUUCAUUUGAUCAAUUUACUAAUCAAUUAGUAAAAAUUGUCUAUACUUCAACACUCAUAUUCGUGGCAUAGGGAGAUCUAAUGGGUCCAACAAGAAAGUCUAGAAGUGUGAACAAGCGAUUCUUGUAUGAUUAUGAAGUAUCUCCAAUUAAAGAUGGUAAAAAUGUCAACACGAAAAACCAACGAAAAAAGAAGGUGUCAGAUAUGCUAGGGCCGCACUGGAACAAGGAAGAGCUGGAACAUUUUUAUGAAGCAUAUCGUAAGCAUGGUAGAGAUUGGAAAAAGGUGGCUGCAGUCCUCCGGAACCGGUCUGUGGAAAUGGUGGAGGCUGUUUAUACUCUGAAUAAGGCGUAUUUAUCUCUCCCAGAGGGCACAGCUUCCGUUGCAGGAUUUAUUGCUAUGAUGACUGAUUACUAUAGUAACAUGGCUGAGCAUGACAGUGAGCAAGAAAGGAAUGACAGUGUUGGAACAUCCCGGAAGCCCAAAAAACGCAAAGUACCCGAAACCACAUCUAAAGGCACCGCUGAACGUGUUCAUUUGAAUGCAGAGGCGGUUCAAUCAGAUUAUAGCUUCUUAUCAGUAUUAAAGAAGAAGCGCUCAGGUGGAAGCCGGCCUCGUGUUGUUGGAAAAAGGACACCCCGUUUCCCUGUUUCACAUUCUAAUGAGAAUGGCAAAGGAGAAAAUUAUGUUUCGCCAACAAAAAAAGUCCUAACACUGAGGGCAGACGAUGAAGAGGAUGUUGCUCAAACUAUAGCAAUGGCAUUGGCAGAUGCUUCUAAGAGAGGUGGUUCUCCUCAGGUUUCUCAGACUCCAAACAGAAGAUCCGGUAAUCUGAUGUCAUCACCUGGUCAGAGUGCUGAAAGAAUGUAUGAUGAAUCAGAUGUGGCGAGUGGUUGGUUUAUUGCUAACGUCAUGUAUGAUGAUGAUGCUGAAGGUAACAUGGAAGCUGAUAAUACAGAAUUUUCUAGGAAUAGGAGUAAGGAAAGAACAAGUAUUGGUCAUAUGUUACAUGACCGUAAAGGAUCACAAGGGAGAAAAGUACGAGUUGGUAAAAAGGAGAACAAACAUUUGAAUUACAUACGGGAAGACUAUAGUGGCACAGAAGGGCAGAAUUUAGGUACUCUACGAAGAAAUUUUGAUGUUGAAGUUGCUGAUGCAAAACCUUCUAGGUCUUCUCGGGUUUCCAAGAAUAGAAGUAAAGAAGCUCAUACUGGGAGAGAAGACAAUUCUGCCUUUGAUGCUCUGGAAACUUUGGCAAGUUUGUCUUUAAUGAUUUUACCAGAGGCAAACGGAACUGACAGUAUAGACGAAUGUGUGGAUGAUUCUCUUUUACUUAAAGUUACGCCUUCAAGCUGCCAGAAAGAGAAACCUAAACCUUCAGUUCUUACAGGUAAAGGGUAUCCGACGAUUUCAAGAUUAGAAGCCGCUGAGGACAAAGCUCAGACAUCUGGUAAAGGCUUGGUUGACCACAGUAAUGCGUCAUCAGAAGUGAAGGACUCCCACCAGUUAAUUACUAAAGUAUCCAGAAAGAGACAAAAAAUUGUGGUGGCACCAAAAAUUUUAAAAGCUGAUGUCUCAAUUCAUACAACUCCCAAAGAAUCUCAGGAGGCUGAGGCUAUACAUGCAACCCAGAUGUCUUUAAGUAGACGCAUUUCUCAAGGUUCUUCUCCCCAGUUGGUGAAGUAUAGCCAACACGUCUCUGCUAGUAUUCACUCGAGAAGGGAAGUGCACAAUUCAGCUCCAUCAGAUGUGAAGCCAUCUAACAUGCUUACUAGAGUUAGAAACAAACGUAAAAUGUACAAACCUGAGGCUCUUGAAGUUACUAAGCUUUCUGAUGUAGUUGGAACAAACAAUUCAAGUGUACACUUGCCUUCUCUCAGACAUAGAAUAGUGAAGAGAAAACUUUCUAAUUGCCUAUCAAAUCAACUCAUGCGAAGAUGGUGCUCAUUUGAAUGGUUCUACAGUGCAAUAGAUGACCCUUGUUUUGCCAAAAGAGAGUUUGUUGAGUACUUGUAUCAUGUUGGUUUAGGUCAUGUUCCCAGACUAACCCGUGUUGAAUGGGGUGUCAUCAGAAGUUCUCUUGGUAAACCACGGCGAUUUUCAGAUCAAUUCCUAAAGGAAGAAAAGGAUAAGCUUAACCAAUAUCGGGAUUCUGUCAGGGCACAUUACACUGAACUUCGUUCUGGUAGCAGAGAUGGAUUACCAUUAGAUCUUGCAAGGCCUUUAGCAGUAGGUCAACGUGUUAUUGCAAUCUAUCCGAGAACAAGAGAGAUUCAUGAUGGAACUGUACUAACUGUAUAUCAUGACAGAUGCUGUGUUCGGUUUGAUCGACCUGACCUGGGUACUGAAAUAAUCAUGGAUACCGAUUGCAUGCCCUUGAAUCCUUUUGAGAAUCUUCCUGCAUCAUUGCGCCGACCACCUGUUAACAAAUCCUUUGAGAACUUAAAAGAGGUCAACGUCAAGGGGAUGGGAAAAGAUCAAAGACCGGAAGGUUACACAAAGUCCUCUUCUCCUGAAAAAUUAGAAAACAUGGAUGAGGCUGCUUCAGUCAAAUCUAAUUUACCACCCAGAAAUGGACAAAGGGUCGUAAUGUCUAGUCAUCAUGCAGCAUACUCCAUGCCUGGUAAACUGGAACAAUAUCAAGCGAAGGAAGCCGAUGUUGAAGCAAUUUCUGAGCUGACCCGUGCUCUCGACAAAAAGGAAGCUGUAGUUUUUGAGUUGAGGCGAAUGAAUGAUGAUGUGAUCGAAAAUCAAACUGACGGUAACUUUGCUCUUCGGGAUUCAGAAGCUUUUAAAAAGCAGUAUGCAGCUGUUCUUGUGCAGUUAAAUGAAGCCAAUGCCCAGGUUUCUUCUGCUUUGUUUCGCUUGAGACAACGCAAUACAUAUCAGAACCACUUCCAUCUUAACUGGCCGAGGGCCAUGGAUGAUAUAACUGACCAUGGUGGCAUCUUAAGCACUUCAAACCACACUGCAAGUCAUACUGAAGAGUCGGAAUGUCGUGUUAAUGACAUUGUUGAGAUAUCAAGAACCAAGGCUCGUAACAUGGUACAUAUGGCUAUCCAGGCAAUGUCAACGCUGAAGCUCAGUACUGUUGAGAUUGACAAGGCUGUUGAUUAUGUGAAUGAUCGGCUUUCGUUGAAUGGUUCCUACAAUCAACCUGCCAGACCUAAUCCAGUAGCAACAAAUCCAGUUCAUCCCAGUAUGAAUGAACAAGUAGCUUCCACUUUAAAGUCACAUGAUUCUAAGUCAGUACAUCCAUCAGAUUUAGAUAAAACACCAGUCCCCUCUGAACUGAUUACUCAGUGUGUGGCUACUCUUUUCAGCAUUCAGAAAUGUACAGAAAGACAGUUUCCCCCAGCUGAAGUUGCGAAAAUAUUGGAUUCCGCGGUCUCUAGCUUACAACCUUGCUCCCCUCAGAACUUGCUGGUAUAUGCGGAUAUACAAAAAUGCAUGGGGAUAAUCAAGAACCAGAUUCUAGCUCUUGUGCCAACCUAGGUUGAUAUUGAACUUCUAAUCUUCUGGUACAUGCUAAUUAUAAAUGACUAGAUUUUUAGAUCUGGAAAUUUUGUUACAAGCUGUUUAACUGAUAGUGGAAUAUAUCCUACCAAUGCUAGUUGGAUCCUUCAUUCACAAUUACCUGGAAAGAAAUUUGCGGGUUCUUUUGUUAAAUAUAUGGAAACGAUGAUUUAUUGUAACACAA